This is a messenger RNA of Oxyura jamaicensis (ruddy duck), 1029 nucleotides long. RefSeq names its product olfactory receptor 14C36-like. The record is from RefSeq and is a predicted model, not a curated record. Gene Ontology annotation, cellular component: membrane. Gene Ontology annotation, biological process: G protein-coupled receptor signaling pathway. NCBI's taxonomy places the organism in Eukaryota, Metazoa, Chordata, Aves, Anseriformes, Anatidae. Gene Ontology annotation, molecular function: G protein-coupled receptor activity; olfactory receptor activity. Bases 1 to 1029 code for a protein of 342 amino acids. The transcript has 2 exons.
AUGCAGUCUAUGGGGCAGGGACAGAGCUGUAUCUCCUUCCAGGGAGUUCCUGAGGCCACAAUAAUUGAGCAGCUCAGUUCCCCUUUGUCCAGGAGGAUCAACAGCAGCUCCAUCAGCGAGUUCCUCCUCCUGGCAUUUGCAGACACAAGAGAGCUGCAGCUCCUGCACUUCGCGCUCUUCCUGGGCAUCUACCUGGCUGCUCUCCUGGGCAACGGCCUCAUCCUCACAGCCAUAGCCUGUGACCACCGCCUCCACACCCCCAUGUACUUCUUCCUCCUCAACCUCGCCCUCCUCGAUCUGGGCUGCAUCUCCACCACUGUCCCCAAAGCCAUGGCCAAUUCCCUCUGGGACACCAGAGCCAUUUCCUACUCGGGAUGUGCUGCUCAGGUCUUUUUCUUUUUCUUUCUGUUUUUAGCAGAGUUUUCUAUUCUCACCAUCAUGUCCUAUGACCGCUAUGUUGCCAUCUGCAAGCCCCUGCAUUACAGGACCCUCCUGGGCAGCAGAGCUUGUGCCCACAUGGCAGCAGCUGCCUGGGGCAGUGGGGUUCUCUAUGCUUUGCUGCACACUGCCAAUACGUUUUCACUGCCUCUCUGCCAAGGCAAUGUUGUGGACCAGUUCUUUUGUGAAAUCCCCCAGAUCCUCAAGCUCUCCUGUUCAUCCUUAUACCACAGCGAAAUUGGGCUUCUCACAUUUAGUGUUUGUGUGUUUAUGGGGUGUUUUGUAUUCAUUGUGCUCUCCUAUGUGCAGAUUUUCAGGGCCGUGCUGAGGAUCCCCUCUGUGCAAGGACGGAACAAAGCCUUUUCCACAUGCCUCCCUCACAUGGCUGUGGUCUGCUUGUUUCUCAGCACUGGCAUGUUUGCCUACCUGAAGCCCCCCUCAAUCUCCUCACCAUCCCUGAACCUGGCAGUGGCAGUUCUGUACUCAGUGAUGCCUCAGGUAUUGAACCCCUUCAUCUACAGCAUGAGGAAUCAGGAGCUCAAGAAUGCUAUUAGAAAAGUGAUGUCAUGGAUAUUUUUCAGGAUGUUCUGA